AUGUCUCUACUUUACAUAUUCCUCGGGCUUCUCCUCUGGAUCACUCCUUCUGCAGCUACAAACGAUACUCUCGUGGCAGGCCAAUUGCUGGUUGUCGGCGACAAGCUUGUCUCAAGAAAUGGCAAGUUCGCACUCGGCUUCUUCCAGUUCCACCCAGCAACAGCAAGCAACAUCAGUAAGUCUUCCCACAACAACGCCACCAGCUGGUACCUUGGCAUAUGGUUCAAUAAGAUCCCAGUUUUCACUACUGUGUGGGUUGCUAAUAGGGAGCAUCCCAUCAUCACCAACCCCAACCUCACACAGCUCAAGAUCUCAAGAGAUGGCAAUCUUGUCAUUGUAAACAAUCCAACUCCAUCAUCCAUAGUAGUAGUUUGGUCCACUCAUAUUGUCAGAAACAGGACACAAACCAGCAGCAGCAUAAACACCACUACUCGUGCCAUCCUAUUGAACAGUGGAAACCUUGCCCUUACGGAUAGCAGCAGCCCACCAUCAUCUGACCAACUCUUGUGGGAGAGCUUCGACUACCCGACAGACGUCGUGCUUCCUGGCACCAAGUUUGGCCGGAACAAGAUCACCGGUUUGAACUGGCAGGGCAUCUCAAAGAAGAGCCUCGUCGACCCGGGUCUCGGAUCAUACAGCGUUGAACUAGACAGCACCAGCGUUAUCGUCCUCAAGCGCCGUGAUCCAUCUGUAGUGUAUUGGCACUGGGCGUCGUCCAGAACAUCAUCAUUGAAUCUCAUACCAAUACUCAAAGCGAUCCUACAGUUGGAUUCACGGACCAAAGGCUUGAUUAACCCAGUAUAUGUUGAUAGCAACCAAGAAGAGUACUACAUGUACACUUCACCAGAUGAUUCAUCUUCCACAUUCGUGUCGCUAGACAUCUCUGGUCAGAUCAAGCUGAACGUUUGGUCACAGGCCAACCAGACUUGGGAAAUCAUAUAUGCCCAGCCUGCCGAUCCUUGCACUCCGUCCGCUACCUGCGGACCUUUCACCGUCUGCAACGGCAUUGCAGAUCCAUCUUGUAACUGUAUGAAGAGCUUCUCACAGAAGUCACCGCAGGAUUGGGAGUUGGAUGAUCGAAUAGGAGGAUGCAUCAGAAAUACACCGUUGAAUUGCAGCACUAGUAGUAGUAACAAAAACAUGACAACUUCAACAGACAUGUUCCACCCCAUUGCUAAAGUUACAUUGCCCUACAACCCAGAAAGCGCCGAUGCCGCCUCCACGCAGAGCAAAUGUCAAGAGGCUUGUCUCAGUUCCUGCUCUUGCACUGCUUAUUCCUAUAGCAACAAUAGCAGAUGCUCUGUCUGGCAUGGGGAUUUGCUUAGUGUGAAUCUGAAUGAUGGCAUUGAUAAUGAUUCUCAAGAUGUUCUUUACCUUCGCCUCUCUGCCAAAGAUUUGCCAGGUUUGAGAGAAAGCAAAAGUAGACCAUCAAAUGUUGGACUUAUUACUGCUGCAAGUAUUAUUAGUUUUGGGUUACUUAUGUUCAUCAUGCUGCUGUUACUGGUCUGGAGGAAAAAACUCAAGUGGUGUGGUUCGCCAUUAUUAUAUGAUGGCAAUCAAGGUAAUGGUGGGAUUAUAGCCUUUAGAUACACUGACCUAGUUCGUGCUACUAAAAACUUCUCAGAUAAGCUGGGAGGAGGUGGUUUUGGUUCUGUGUACAAGGGAGUGUUAAGUGACUCGACGACUAGUAUAGCGGUGAAAAGGCUUGAUGGUGCUCGUCAAGGGGAGAAGCAAUUCAGGGCUGAGGUGAGCUCAGUUGGACUGAUCCAGCAUAUCAACCUAGUCAAAUUGAUUGGUUUCUGUUGCGAAGGUGAUAACAGGUUACUUGUGUAUGAGCACAUGGUAAAUGGGUCUCUUGAUGGCCAUCUAUUUAGGAGCAAUGCUGCUGCUGUCAUGAAUUGGAACACCAGAUAUCAAAUAGCACUAGGAGUUGCUAGAGGACUGUCCUACUUGCAUCAGAGUUGUCACGAGUGUAUCAUACACUGUGAUAUCAAGCCAGAAAACAUACUUGUGGAUGCAUCAUUUGUUCCUAAAGUUGCAGACUUUGGAAUGGCGGCGUUUGUCGGAAGGGAUUUUAGCCGACUUCUGACUACAUUCAGAGGAACAGCAGGCUAUCUUGCCCCAGAGUGGCUUAGCGGAGUUGCUAUUACACCGAAAAUCGAUGUUUACGCCUUCGGCAUGGUACUAUUGGAAAUCAUAUCAGGAAAGAGGAAUUCACCUGAAGCGUACACUAGCAGCAGUUACCAUGUUGAAUAUUUCCCUGUGCAAGCCAUCAACAAGCUUCAUGUGGGAGAUCUGCAGAGUUUGGUGGAUCCAAAGAUACACGGUGACUUCAAUUUGGAGCAGGCCGAAAGGGUUUGCAAAGUUGCAUGCUGGUGCAUCCAAGACAAUGAGCUUAAUCGACCGACGAUGGGUGAAGUGGUCAGGGUUCUUGAGGGUGUACAGGAGAUUGAUAUGCCCCCGAUGCCAAGACUACUUGCAGCAAUGACGGGACAGUCUGAUUCAACUUCAAUGUAAUAGUCUUAAUUAUUUUGCAGUCAGCGUUUCUAGUCUUUGUUUCAGGAAGCAGUUUUCUAAGUUGCAAUGUGGACAAAAGGAGUAAAAGGAAGGCAAGCUUGCAGUUGCUAAGUUGUCUAUUAUUUACGUUUUUUCUUUUUA
Molecule: messenger RNA, 2658 nt
Organism: Brachypodium distachyon (stiff brome)
Lineage: Eukaryota; Viridiplantae; Streptophyta; Magnoliopsida; Poales; Poaceae
Product: G-type lectin S-receptor-like serine/threonine-protein kinase At2g19130
Exons: 1
Coding region: 1-2517 (838 amino acids)
Biological process (GO): recognition of pollen; protein phosphorylation
Molecular function (GO): ATP binding; protein serine/threonine kinase activity
Source: RefSeq, a predicted model, not a curated record